AGAUGCCUUCUGCUACUGCAAACAAAAAGGUUGAGAGCCUUGUGCUUCUCUCUUUCUGGGUUUUGGCUUAGGUGAACAUGGAUCAAUUGGGAUCCUGUGGUCCUGUUAACGAAUUCAGUUUACAACCAGCUCCAUUUCCUAAUGAUUUAGCUCCUUCUUCUAUUGUGAACCAAGAUGGAGAUUCACAAGACGACUAUGAUUUUAGUGAUGUGGUUCUCAAGUAUAUUAGCCAGAUGCUUAUGGAAGAAGAUAUGGAAGAAAAGACCUGCAUGUUGCAAGAGUCCUCAGCAGCUCUUCAGGCUGCGGAAAAAUCAUUGUAUGAGCUUCUUGGGGAGAAGUAUCCUCCACCAAAAUAUGACCUGAAUCCUUGUGUUGAUCUGAAGCAAGAGAGAUUAGAUGAAAAUCAUGAUCAAAGUUAUUGGAGGUGUAACGGUGACACUAUGAAUACUAGAAGCUUUAACUUGAUGGAUCCUGGAUGUAAUUGUUAUCUGGGUGAGCACAACCCCUUUAAUUCUCAGUCUCUUUCUCAGUCAUCUCAUAGCUCAGGCGCCAAUGCAGGUAGUGUGGUAGAUGGUUUUGUAGAUUCUCCGGUAAGCACUCUUAGGCUUCCUGAAAUUGAAAUAUUUAGGGAAGGCAAGCUGCAAUUCAGAAAAGGGUUUGAGGAAGCAAGCAAGUUCAUGCCAAAUGCCAGCAGUCAGUUUGUUGAUGUGGAGAGAUAUGGAUUAUUUCUUGAAGAGCCAAAAGAAGAGGCUAAGGACACCUCAGAUACUGUUGCUAAGAAUGACCGUCCAGCAGAUAGCUCAAGGGGAAAAAAGCAUCGGUAUCCUGAGGUUGUCUAUGAAGAAAAUGGGAGGAGUAACAAGCAACCUGCAGUUUUUACUGAAUCCACUGUGAGCCCGGAAAUGUAUCAUAGGGUAUUGGACAAUCAAAGUCAAAAUGAGUAUCGUCAAGCUUUGCAGAAUGGCACAAGCAAGAAUGUGCAGCAAAAUGGAUCAUUGAAAAGGUCAAGUGGUGGAAAGGCCCGUGGGAAGAAGCAGGGAAGAAAAAGGGAUAUGGUUGAUUUGAGAGCACUCCUCACCCUUUGUGCACAAGCUGUUGCAGCCGCUGACAGUAGAAGCGCGAAUGAUUUCCUGAAGCAAAUCAGACAGCACUCAUCACCUAUAGGGGAUGGGAUGCAAAGGAUGGCUCACUACUUUGCUGAUGGACUGGAGGCACGCCUAGCUGGCUCUGGGACUGAGACGUACACUGCCCUUCUCACCAGGCCCACAUCAGCUGCUGAUGUUUUGAAAGCUUACCAUCUGUUAGUUGCUGCUUGUCCAUUUAGGAAGGUCUCUAAUUUUUUCUGCAAUAGCACAAUUAUGAAUCUAGUUCAAGCUAAAAAUGUUGCACGGCUCCACGUUGUUGAUUUUGGUAUUCUUUAUGGUUUUCAAUGGCCUUGUCUCAUACGGCGUCUCUCGUCUCUUCCUCAUGGAACCCCUAAGCUUCGGAUUACUGGUAUUGAUUUACCACAACCAGGUUUCCGUCCAGCACAGAGGGUUGAGGAGACAGGGUCUCGUCUAGCAAACUAUGCAGAGAAUUUUAAAGUUCCUUUUGAGUUCAAUGCAAUAGCACAGAAGUGGGACACCAUUCGAAUUGAGGACUUAAAGAUUGAAAGUGAUGAGAUGCUUGUUGUGAACUGCAUGUUUAGACUAAGAAACUUACUAGAUGAGACUGUAGUGGUCGAUUGUCCAAGGAAUAAAGUUCUCAACCUUAUCAGGAAGAUUAAUCCAGAAGUUUUCAUACAUGGGAUUGUGAAUGGGGCCUGUAAUUCUCCUUUUUUCAUCACAAGAUUCAGAGAGGCUCUCUUCCACUAUUCUACUUUAUUUGAUAUGCUUGAAACUAAUGUUCCCCGUGAAACUCAGGAGCGUAUGCUCAUUGAAAGAGAGUUUUAUGGACGGCAGGCAAUAAAUGUCAUUGCAAGUGAGGGCUUAGAAAGAAUUGAGAGGCCAGAGACAUACAAACAGUGGCAGGUUCGGAACUUGAGAGCUGGGUUUAGGCAGCUGCCAUUGAAUGACGAGAUCAUGAAGACAUCUAAAGAGAGGGUUUCAAGCUACCACAAGGACUAUGUAGUUGUUAAAGAUGGCCAGUGGUUGCUUCAAGGUUGGAAAGGCCGAAUUGUUUAUGCACUCUCUUCUUGGGCCCCUGCUUAAUAAGUGCACACUUGAUACUGCUCAUGAAAAGCAGGAUUUUGCAAAUCCCUGGUGUAGGCUCACCGCCCUUUUGCUAUGAUCUUUUGAUGGAUUUCUGAUAUAUGAACCUAUGGACAGGGAUUAAAAAAUGUUUGCUGCUGGUUGUCAUCUUGUGGAAGUAAAAUACUUAGAUCAACUGCAGGUUGCUUAGUAGUUAUCAAUUUGUUAGAAAGAGCUGAAGGCUUCAAGUGCAAUAUUGCUUCAACAGUUUUCAAUUCUCUUUGCAAUAGGUAAUUGUAAUACCAAACUCUCUUAGGCAUGACUGCAAAAGUAAUAGCUUUUACAACUUCAUACCUAUAUAAGUGAGACAGUAUGUUAUAGGUUAAUGCUAGAACUGUUAGAUGAAUGAGUGAUUUUAGGGAAUCCCUAAAACAUGUGUUAGUGUUUGCUAAUUCUAAGAGGCGCUAAUGGGCGCUCCUGCCAUGCAUUUCUUGUAAUUAUCAGUGUUCUAUGAAGGGAUUGAGAUAAAAUCUUUGGAUUAGGAAGGAUGUAUUGCAAUAAUGAAAUGAUCUUCUGUUAUUCUUUAUUGUAUUUAUUAUGGUCGUUUCUUGUAACGUUAUGUCAAAAUUGAGCCUGAAUCUGAUAUGAUUAUGGUGAUGUAAUUGGCUCAUUCUUGUUGCAAGUGAUGUGAGAUUAAUUUGAUGUCAUGGAUUACGCAAAAUGAAGCCCUGAAAUUAGA
Rubroshorea leprosula is the source of this 2907-nucleotide messenger RNA. NCBI's taxonomy places the organism in Eukaryota, Viridiplantae, Streptophyta, Magnoliopsida, Malvales, Dipterocarpaceae. The record is from the annotation of a GenBank genome assembly.